AUGGCAAAUGGGGCCUUCUCUGCCUCACCGCUCUCUUUCGCUUUUGCCACCGAACAGAAGGGAGACGAGUCGAUCUUCCGAGACGAACGGAGGACUCCCUUUGCCUCUUCGCAUUCUCUCCUUGCCACGCGGGGAAUCUGCCCAGGCCUGCACAACACCCUCUGCGUCCUUGCCGGCGUCCUGCUUCUUCUUUGGUUCCUCCAUCUGUUGCGGCGUCUCAUCAAAGCGCACAAAGUUCGACGCCAGUUCGCAGUUCAGCAGCAUCCCCUACAUCUUCGCGGCCUCGCAGGCUACUCUGAGGACCUACAGCGCCUCCUUCGCAUUCACUUCGAGAAGCUCGUGAGGAACUACAACCCCGCCUCGCCUCUCGCAAUUCUUCGCGUCCAUGUGGCCGUUCAAACAAAAUCUGUCCUCUUUCUUCCCACCUCAUCUUCGUCCAAGUCUUCGUCUUCGUCGGCUUCGUCGGCUUCGUCGGCUUCGUCUUCUUUCUCGUUUCUGCCUUCUCACACAGGUGAUCGACCGUGCGAGGGCGUGUUCAGGCAUGAUAUAAGUAGCGGGGAAGAAAGAGGAACAGGCGAAGAGCAGAAAGGAGCGGCGGCUGCGGCGGCUGUGGGGGCAACGGACAAGGGAGAAAUUGAGCUCGUUGUCGACGCGUGCGACGCAGCCACGCUCGUCGUCUACUGGGGAGUCGACGCGAGAGCGCUUCAAAAGGCGCUCGCGAAAAAGGCGGAUGAAGUGAGCAUUUCUCUCGGCGGCCUCGAUCGUCCUCUCCAUUUUCCUCGUUCUCUCCGGAGAAUCUUCGGUGUGCGCCGCCUCGCUUCCUCCCGCGCGGCACGAGGAUCCUCCGUGCACCCUGAAGCCGCUCGCUCGCUUCUCGAGUUAGAAGGAAGGGAGAGUCUCGCUGCUGCGGGACCGGAGAGGGAGAGCGAGGGCGAGAGGCUGCCGACGCCAGACCGGGGAGGAAAUGACGGAUCCUCGGCCUCUGCGUCUCCACCGCUCCUCUCGCCUUCCGAGUAUCGCCUGCGAUCCGCUGAGAUGAGCUCACCUUUCUUGUCUUCCUUGCUCCGCAUGCUGGCUUCUCUGUCUCUGACGCAGACUAGAAGCUGGAAUGAAUCAAAGGCAACCCUGGGAAGCUUUGCGGAAGAAUCGACUGACGCAUCAGACGCGGAUGACAGAGCCGAGGUUCCCUUGAUCGUCGUCGCUUCUCUCCUCUCGCAUCCGCACCGCCGCAUGGGCGAGCUGGGCCACCUCGGCGCGGUGUCCGUUUCGGAGGUGAGUGACGAGCGAGACGCAGACGACGACCGGCUCUUCAACGUUGAAGAGUUGAAGGCGCAGACGGAGUCCUCUUUUCGCAGAACCACAUCAACGCAUCGCGGCACGAAGAAAGGCCACGCGGCCUUCUCGGGCGCCGGUCUAGUUACGCCAACUGCCCAAAAUUCGUCCCAUCUCGGCCUGGAGUUGGCGAAGGAAGUUGUUCUCGGCGGCGGGCUCUCGCGGGCGCAAGAGCGUCUAGAUGUGUAUGGACUGGAAGAAGGUGACACGAUUGGUGGCGAGAAAGAAUGCUUGGUGUGUAUGACGAACGCGAAAGACGUGAUGCUGUACCCGUGCAGGCACUGCUCGCUCUGCUUUGACUGCCUCCGUUCGCUUCAUCAGGAACGGUGUCCCAUUUGCCGGUCGAAUUUCUCUGCCUUUGUGACGUUUCCCUUCAAACGGGCGCAUGCGCUUCCUUCGUCUGCUUCGGUAUCUGCAUCCUCCCCCUCCACAACAGCCCCGCCUUCCGCGGCUGCUCUUCGUUUUCCGGGGGAGCGAGGAAGAAACGAUGGCGACAGAGACGCGCAUGGCCCUUCCAGGGCCCCUCGCUCGUUUUCCGCGUCUCCUGAGCGAGGACACGAACAGCGCGGAGCUGAGAGGCAUCGAGGAGUGAACGAAGAAGACGCAGAAGAUCGGUUAAACGCGUCGGCUAGCUCGCGAACUGGGGGACGACGGGAGCGAAGAGGAAGAGAACCAAGCGAGGGUCUCGGGUCUCCAGAAAGUAACAGAGGUGUGCCUGGCAUGCUCCUAGGCCAGCUCCGACAGUACGUGCACUACGACGAGCUCGGCAGCGACGUGGCCUCGGACAGUGACUCGUAG
Neospora caninum is the source of this 2130-nucleotide messenger RNA. RefSeq lists its product as hypothetical. Gene Ontology annotation, cellular component: cytoplasm. The coding region runs from base 1 to 2130 and encodes 709 amino acids. NCBI's taxonomy places the organism in Eukaryota, Apicomplexa, Conoidasida, Eucoccidiorida, Sarcocystidae. The transcript is spliced from 10 exons. The record is from RefSeq and is a predicted model, not a curated record. Gene Ontology annotation, biological process: protein ubiquitination. Gene Ontology annotation, molecular function: ubiquitin protein ligase activity.